Pimephales promelas (fathead minnow) is the source of this 878-nucleotide messenger RNA. RefSeq names its product heme-binding protein soul2 (gene soul2). Gene Ontology annotation, cellular component: cytoplasm. Lineage: Eukaryota; Metazoa; Chordata; Actinopteri; Cypriniformes; Leuciscidae. Gene Ontology annotation, molecular function: heme binding. The record is from RefSeq and is a predicted model, not a curated record.
AAUCUAUUUGUCAUCUUGCAGUGCAAUGGCGAGGAAUCUACCUUCAGCUCUGUGUCUCCUGUUUGGACUUAUCUGCCUCCCAUAUACAGAAUGUUGGGAAGCACCCUGGUUUUGUCAUGGAUAUAAGUGUCCCAUGUACACCCUGGUAAAGGAAUAUCAGGGAUUUGAGGAGCGCAGCUACAACAUGAGCUAUUGGAUUGCCACUGAUAUAACGAGUACCGGCCAGAGUGAUAUAAAGGAUGGAUUUUGGAAACUGUAUAAUUUUAAUCAAGGACAAAACAGUAAGAGUAAGGUGAUUGAUAUGACCAGGCCUGUGCUGGUGUCGGUGAAGGAAGCUGAUGGUAUGGGGGAGAGACAGGUGUCCAUUUCCGUCUUUCAAUCUGACUCAGACAUCCCUGAACCCACUGAUACGACCAUCAGAAAAACUGUUGCACCAGCCGGUACUGUCUAUGUCAGGUCAUUUGGUGGUAUGGCUUCUGAUCAAGACGCCUUAGAGAAUGUGCAGCAGCUCAAAGACGACCUCAGGGCUGCAGGAAAGGACUUUAUUGAAAACAGGUUUGAUGCAGCUGGCUAUGACGCACCGUGGGAUUUGAUCAACAGGCACAAUGAAGUUUGGGUUCGAGCACCCUGAGGAUCUGUUCCUUAUUCCUAAGUUCCAGUCUGUUCAAGAAUGUCUUACAUAUGGGGAAAACAUUUAUAUCGCUUUUCACGUUACAGCCUUAAUCAUUGUGUUAACGUGAUUUAGUGCAAUCUAUUGUGCAAUCUAAGUGUAGAAGCACAUUUGGGAUUAUAAAGUGCAAUAUGUGGACUAUCUUCUACCUCUGUAGGUUCACACUGACAAUUAUUUGAAAAUAAAACUUUUGACUUUCUUCAAAACA